Molecule: messenger RNA, 1186 nt
Organism: Mesitornis unicolor (brown roatelo)
Lineage: Eukaryota; Metazoa; Chordata; Aves; Mesitornithiformes; Mesitornithidae
Gene: VPS26A
Product: vacuolar protein sorting 26 homolog A (S. pombe)
Exons: 8
Coding region: 332-982 (216 amino acids)
Biological process (GO): intracellular protein transport; retrograde transport, endosome to Golgi
Cellular component (GO): retromer complex; endosome
Source: RefSeq, a predicted model, not a curated record
GAGUUUUCUCGGAGGCUUUUUUGGUCCCGUUUGUGAGAUUGAUGUUAUUCUUAAUGAUGCCGAAACACGAAAACCAGCAGAAAUAAAAACAGAAGAUGGUAAAAUAGAAAAGCAUUUUCUCUUCUAUGAUGGAGAAUCCGUUUCAGGAAAGGUGAACAUCUCCUUUAAGCAGCAUGGGAAGAGACUAGAGCACCAAGGAAUCAGAAUUGAAUUUGUAGGACAAAUUGAGCUCUUCAAUGACAAAAGCAAUACCCAUGAAUUUGUAAAUUUAGUGAAAGAGCUGGCCUUACCUGGAGAACUGACCCAGAGCAGGAGCUAUGACUUUGAAUUCAUGCAGGUUGAGAAGCCAUAUGAAUCCUACAUUGGUGCCAACGUCAGACUGAGGUAUUUUCUAAAAGUGACGAUAGUGAGACGGCUGUCAGACUUGGUGAAGGAAUAUGAUCUGAUUGUUCACCAGCUGGCUACGUACCCAGAUGUAAACAACUCCAUCAAAAUGGAAGUAGGCAUUGAAGACUGUCUUCAUAUAGAGUUUGAAUACAAUAAGUCAAAGUAUCACUUAAAGGACGUGAUUGUUGGAAAAAUUUAUUUCCUUUUAGUAAGAAUAAAAAUUCAGCACAUGGAGUUGCAGCUGAUCAAAAAGGAGAUCACUGGAAUUGGACCCAGUACCACAACAGAGACUGAGACCAUUGCAAAGUAUGAAAUAAUGGAUGGUGCACCGGUUAAAGGUGAAUCAAUUCCUAUAAGACUGUUCCUAGCAGGCUAUGACCCAACUCCAACAAUGAGGGAUGUGAACAAAAAAUUUUCAGUGAGGUACUUCUUAAAUCUAGUGCUUGUGGAUGAAGAAGACAGACGAUACUUCAAACAGCAGGAAAUAAUUUUAUGGAGAAAAGCUCCUGAGAAGCUGAGGAAACAACGAACAAACUUUCACCAGCGAUUUGAAUCUCCAGAAUCACAAGCAUCUGCUGAGCAACCCGAAAUGUGAACUGCUUUAAGGUGGAAAAACUUUACGAUGCUUCAGCAGGUUAAAGAUGGCAGCAGCCUGUGGGAAAAGAAGGCCAAAAUUCCGAUUACAACUGUCUUCCUUCAUCUUGCAGUGCUGCAUUUACCAUACUACUAAAGCAUUCUUCAGUUAAACAUUCAAGUAUGUAUAUACAUUUAAAAUAAAGUGCUUUCUCAAACACUGGAA